Messenger RNA from Sardina pilchardus (European sardine), 1992 nucleotides. It is a transcript of the gene copz2, whose product is annotated as COPI coat complex subunit zeta 2. The record is from RefSeq and is a predicted model, not a curated record. The transcript has 10 exons. Bases 170 to 781 code for a protein of 203 amino acids. Gene Ontology annotation, biological process: intra-Golgi vesicle-mediated transport; retrograde vesicle-mediated transport, Golgi to endoplasmic reticulum; intracellular protein transport. Gene Ontology annotation, cellular component: COPI vesicle coat. Lineage: Eukaryota; Metazoa; Chordata; Actinopteri; Clupeiformes; Clupeidae.
UGUCCGAAAACGCCAUUUUGGUUCUUUUACAGUAUGACAAGAGUGCCAGCUGGCAUCUCCGCAGAGCCCGAAUGGAGUCAUCAGUGGUUCAGUUUCAGUAAAUCUAGCAGCCUAUCCACAGUUAGAUCCGCCCACUCGUGAGUCAGAGGAUUCUACGAGGUCUGCUGUAAUGACAGCUCAAACCUGUCCACGUCAACACAGGAACAACACCAUGGACUCUGUGGCUCUGGAACCUUCACUAUACACAGUGAAGGCUGUAUUUAUUUUGGACAAUGAUGGGAACAGACUUCUGUCGAAGUACUACGACCUUGACCUCUACCCGUCUAUGAAGGAACAGAGGAGUUUUGAGAAGAAUGUCUUCAACAAGACCCACAAAGCUGACAAUGAGAUUGCCUUCUUGGAAGGGAUGACAAUUGUCUACAAGGGCAGCAUUGAUCUGUUCUUCUACGUGGUCGGCAGUGCCCAGGAGAACGAGCUUAUGCUGAUGGCUGUCCUGAAUUGCCUGUUUGAAUCACUCAGCCAAAUCUUAAGGAAGAACGUGGAGAGGAGGUGUCUGCUGGACAACAUGGAUGGAGUCUUCCUGGUGGUGGAUGAGAUCAUUGAUGGCGGGGUGAUUUUGGAGAGUGACCCACAGCAGGUGGUGGAGAAAGUCAACUACAGGGCGGACGACAACCCUCUGUCAGAGCAGAGUGUGGCACAGCACCUAACAGAAAAACUGGCUCUCACUACCACUGUAUUACAAUCAGCAAAGGAUCAGAUCAAGUGGUCAAUACUGAAGUGACCAGCGGAUGCCAUGAGGGAUACGCACCCUUGCAUCAGGGUCGGGGCAGAAGUCUAAAGAUUUGCGCUAUGCAGCUAUAAUCUUCAUUGUUUUGUUGGGUGACAUUUGUGUAAAUAGUUUGUUUUUGUCGAUGAGGGUCAAAUUCUAUGUACAUAAUAUAUAAUAUUUAUUAGUUUAAAUAUGUUUCGCGAAUUAUCAAUUGGUCAAGAGCACAGUUAGUAGGUUAGGCCUGCUGUGGUCCGAGUAGGCCUAGGUCAUUUUUUUAAAAAAAGGCUUAGGAUACCUUACCUUUUAGGAGCACCUUAAAUUGUUCUUGAAAUUAUUUUUUGUUCUAUGAAGUUAGUCUGUAAUGUUAAGUAUCAACAGGGUCCCAACGUCCUUUGUCAUUUGAGAGUCAUUGGUCCUUUGGCUGUCGCAACCCAAACCAAGGCCGGGCGGGUGCGGUAGUUCCAGUCGUAGAAGUAUAUAUAUAGGCCAAGUUAUAAUUACCUAGGCUGUAGAAUACAGUCAGAUCAGGAUGAACUCACACACCAAAUAGCCUACUGCCGAUUUAAUAGACUUGUUUAAUAACAAAGAGAGUAUGCACGUCCUUCAUUUAAAACUUUAAAUGAGAUGGGAGACUAUUAUAGUUAGGUUAGGCCUAUUGUAGGCUAGCCUACUUUUCGAAGAUAAUCCAAUAUUUGUUGGGUUUGAUGACGAGAAUACAGAAGUCUAAAAUAGAGUUCACUUAAAGACAGAAAAAGAAAAGAAGGCACUUCUAUCGUAAGCCAUUGUGUUAGAGUAGACAUAUUUGAAAUAUAGUUGUUUCAUGAUGUCAACAAUUGUUUCCCUGCAGUUAGCGCUUUUUCAUUUUUAUUGCACACCAAAGAGAGAAACACGCUACAGGCUACGCUAUUCUGUCGUUUUGAACUGAAAAGACACCGCAAUAUUUAUAUACUUUUUAUUAUUAUUUUUUUUUAAAUAUGAACUUUUUAAUUUUUAAUUUUACUGCCAACCACAGUUUUAUUGACAGUUUGACUACUUUUCUAGAAACAUCUGACAGCUAGGCCUGUGUAAGGUACGAAAAAAAUAAUCUUUGUCCGUAAAAUGAACAAGAUGAAUAGGCUAUUUAUAGAAAGUAAAAGUUAUAGUUUAUGUUACUGAAGUAUGGAUUGUGUGUUUUGUACAUCACUAAUAGGCUACUCAUUAUUAAAACCGUGUGUGCACACUCA